AAUUGAGGACUGCGGCUUCCCAACGCUGCCCUUCUGGGAUGCGGAAGACAGCGCUACAGAGUUAGGAAAACAAGGGAAUACAGUUCCAUGCGUCCUCGAUUAAAAUGUUUCAGUUAUAGUAAAGUCCUGUAAGCUACAUUGCAGGUUUUUUUUUGGUGAACUGCUGGUUAACACAAUCCUAAUACUUAUAUAACUGUACUAAAAGCAAUUUAAAAAUCGCAUUGAAAUGGAAUUUCAGCCUUUGCUACUAAGAGUUCCGCACAUCCAGAGGAAGUCCAGGUUUCCAAACCUCACCCUUGUACUGGCUGCUUGUGCUGCAUGUAUUGGAGGGACUUUUCAGUAUGGAUAUAAUAUAUCAGUCAUCAAUGCUCCUACCAAGCCCGUACAGAGUUUUAUCAAUGAGACCUGGAUCCACAGAUACGGUACAAACAUACAGGAAGGCAUCCUAACUCUCCUGUGGUCUGUGAUUGUCUCUGUCUUCACUCUCGGUGGCUUCAUUGGAUCAUCUGUUGGGGGAAUGCUGGCAAUUCGAUUCGGAAGAAAGGGAGCUCUGCUGUUGAACAGUGUUUUUGCUUUAUUGGCAUCCCUGCUGAUGGGGCUCAGCUAUCCCACUGGAGUGUUUGAACUCUUAAUUGUUGGCAGAUUUCUUAUCGGGCUAAAUGCAGGAAUUGGUAUCUGCGUUCAACCCCUUUACCUGGGAGAGAUUGCUCCGAAGUCUCUGCGCGGAGCGAUGGCAAUGGGCACAUCCAUAUUCAUUACUGGCGGUAUACUGACAGGACAGGUGGUCGGGCUCAAAGAGCUGCUGGGUGGAGAUGAUUACUGGCCCAUGCUGCUGUCCACCAGCUGUAUACCUGCAAUUCUGCAGUUUCUCAUUCUACCCUGGUUCCCAGAAAGCCCCAGGUAUCUGCUGAUUGACAAAGGAGAUGACAUUCAGUGCAGUAAAGCUCUGAAACAAUUGCACGGUUCUGAAAGUUACCACUAUGAAAGAGAAGACAUGGAGCAGGAGCGUGUAGCGAUGCUGGGGGUGAAGCCAAAAAAACCAUGGGAGCUCUUCAUGGAUCCAAACCUGCGCUGGCAGCUCCUUACCAUCAUGCUACUGAACUUCACACAGCAGCUCAGUGGCAUCAAUGCUAUUUAUUUCUAUGCAAACUAUGUGUUCACUCGAGCUGGUAUCCCAGUGGAGAAGAUCCCCUACAUCACAAUAGGGACUGGAGCUUGUGAAUGCCUCACUGCACUCACCUGUGGACUGCUUGUUGAAUCUCUGGGCAGAAGGAUCCUCAUCAUUGGAGGGUAUUUACUGAUGACUGUGUGGUGUGCUCUGUUGACAGUAACUCUGACUUUUCAAGAUGCUAAUCCAUGGGUGCCCUAUUUAAGCAUGUCCUGUGUAUUCGCUUUUAUCCUGAGUUUUGGCUUAGGACCAGGUGGAGUAACCAACAUUUUAAAUACAGAGUUGUUCACACAGCCAGCUCGUCCUGCAGCCUACAUGAUUGGAGGUUCAGUGAACUGGCUCAGCUUUUUCUUCAUAGGAAUGAUUUUUCCAUUUAUUGUGAAUGGCCUGCAGCAAUACUGCUUCCUGGUGUUCCUGGUGAACUGUUGCCUGGUUGCUAUCUACAUAUUCUUCGCUGUGCCGGAAACCAAAAACAAAACGUUUCUCCAAAUCGAACAGGAAUUCCAAGCGCUUUAUGGCAGCAAAAGAAACGCCGAAGACGCUUCUGUGGGAAACCUAUCAGAGUUAUUGAACACUGCAGAUAUGUGAAGCGUUCUUGUUUUAUAUGCAGUCUUAAAAAUCACUUGAAUGUUAGACUGAUAUAGAAGGUAUUGGGGUGGAUGAAUGCAUGCGGGAUGCGGUGGGAUGGGGGAUCAAAUAAAGCAAUGGUGCUCUGUGCUCGACAUUAAAAUAAAGAGCAACAAUGAAACAAAGAGUUAUAAAUACAGUAUGUGCCAGACAAGAGGAAGCAUUUCACCACGAGGUGCACGGAACAUGAUGUACUCGAAACUAUAUCAGGGGGAUUCUAUUUUAGAUGUUUUAUUCUGUAUUUUUUGUGGUUGAUGAAACAUGUUGAUUUACAAAACCAACCUUUUUUUUAAACAGAAUUGUAAACAUGUUGUAAUUUGUAUGCGAGAAUGGUGUAAUAUUGAAUGUGUUAUUUUGUUGUUGUUUCUCAGUAUUUCCCAGAUAUGCAGCAUUGAAUUGCUCUGUCCAAUAUCUCUGUAAUGAGUUAAACACUGUAAUGUAAGAACAAACUGGGUGAUCAGGGAAUGCGUAAACAGUACUCUAUAUAUAUAGAUAGACACAUAUACUGUAUGUGACCGUGAUACUGUAAAAAAAACCUAUUAAAACAACUGAACAUUGUAUUAUCACUGGUUCACUAUUUCCUU
This is a messenger RNA of Acipenser ruthenus (sterlet), 2379 nucleotides long. It is a transcript of the gene slc2a11b, whose product is annotated as solute carrier family 2 member 11b. The record is from RefSeq and is a predicted model, not a curated record. Bases 227 to 1756 code for a protein of 509 amino acids. Lineage: Eukaryota; Metazoa; Chordata; Actinopteri; Acipenseriformes; Acipenseridae. Gene Ontology annotation, cellular component: membrane. The transcript has 12 exons. Gene Ontology annotation, biological process: monosaccharide transmembrane transport. Gene Ontology annotation, molecular function: hexose transmembrane transporter activity.